Messenger RNA from Dioscorea cayenensis subsp. rotundata (Guinea yam), 717 nucleotides. Its product is annotated as protein MHF1 homolog. NCBI's taxonomy places the organism in Eukaryota, Viridiplantae, Streptophyta, Magnoliopsida, Dioscoreales, Dioscoreaceae. The transcript is spliced from 4 exons. Gene Ontology annotation, molecular function: protein heterodimerization activity; chromatin binding. Gene Ontology annotation, cellular component: FANCM-MHF complex; Fanconi anaemia nuclear complex. The record is from RefSeq and is a predicted model, not a curated record. Bases 15 to 410 code for a protein of 131 amino acids. Gene Ontology annotation, biological process: resolution of meiotic recombination intermediates; replication fork processing.
AGAGAGAGAGAGAGAUGGAGAGCGGGGAUGGAGGAGAUGGGGAGAUCGAGAAAGAAGAGGACUUGGAGAUGGGGGAGCUGCUCAAGGAUCGUUUCAGGCUCUCCGUCAUCACCAUUGCGGAAUCAGAGGUCAAGAAGCAAUCCAUGGAGGUUUCGGAGACCGUGGUGGCGUGUAUCGCUGAUCUGGCUUUUAAGCUCACAGAACAGUUGGCGAAAGAUGUAGAGAUGUUUGCGCAGCAUGCUGGCCGGAAAUCUGUGAAUAUGGAAGAUGUUAUUUUAUCUGCUCAUCGAAAUGCACAUUUGAUGACCUUGUUGCGGAACUUCUCUCAUGAACUGAAAGGGAAAGAUCCCCAAUCUGAGAGGAAGAGAAAGAAAUGCUCAAAGAAGAAUGAUAAGUUGCUCCAAACUUGAUUGAGGAACUCUCUGAUGCCUAAUCUGCAGUAAGUGGUAAUCUUUUAGUUUUUUGGGAAAACUAAAGCGAAGCUUAAUGUUUAAUGCUUUUCCAUCAAAAGUUUGUUCCAGUCCUUGCCAGAAAGGUCUUGAGAUUUUUUUUUUUGUAUUCAUAGCCAAAUAUUUUCACUGGAAUCCUAAAGCCAUCAAGUAUCAUGAGAUUUACUAGUUCUACAUGCUUCUGGCCUAUUGUUGUCAUGAAUUGGACAUUGGCUUGUAUUAUCUGAUGGUCAUAGUCUUCAAUUAUACAAGUGAUCCUCAUGUCUCA